Molecule: messenger RNA, 1290 nt
Organism: Rhodofomes roseus
Lineage: Eukaryota; Fungi; Basidiomycota; Agaricomycetes; Polyporales; Fomitopsidaceae
Exons: 12
Coding region: 1-1290 (429 amino acids)
Source: RefSeq, a predicted model, not a curated record
AUGGAAGCAUCAGAUGUUUCAGAUGCAUGUGUUGAUAGGAAUAUAUACAGUACAUUCAGCUGCAGCUACAUCUCAGACAAAGACUCACAGACUGAAGGACAACAAUUACACAAUGAAUUGACCCUGGCUCAGAGUGGCAAGAAAGCAUCAAAGCAACUUGUGACCAUGGCUGCUGCUGAUCACUUACGUGCAUCUGCAGAUGUUCUGAACCAUGGGUCUGGCAAGGACAAGUUGCUUGUCUAUGGAGGACAGGAAGACGCAGUGGCUGAAAAAAUGGUACUCAGUAUUCAAGGCUAUCUGCUGAAGACCAAGUUACCACCCAUCACAAAGGAGUCUGAGCACACGACUUACCCUACAAAACAUAUACAUAGCGCAGACCAAGAUCCACUCUUUGACCAGGGAGCUGUUGCGGUUCUUGCAAUUCAUCAAUUCCUGGAAUCAAGGCUUGGGUCGGGGUCGUUGCAAGAUAUGGAUGUCAAGCGAGAGCAGGGACACAUUGUUCUUGACUUUCAUAACCGCCAGGUUACAGAUGAGGUCUUCACAGCCGAUAAUGCUGUGCAGUUCUAUGAGCGGGUCAAGCUGGAUGGAUCUAGUUGCAGAAUGUACGCACAGAUUAGGCUGACUGGGAUCAAUCAGGAACACAUCCAAGCAGCCUUGCGGAAGACUUCACCUACCCAGAGAGUAAAACGGAAUGUGUGCUAUGAGGAUGAUGACAGUGAAGUUGAGGAAGCCAGAGAGGAUACCAUUCACAUAAUAGACAGCUACAUUGGGAUAUACAUGCCUGGCAAAGUGGAGUUGAAUCCACGUAAUAAUCAGACUGGCCUCAAGCCCUUGCAUAUAUGGCUCGUCCUUCAACUGUUUAUCUUCCCCAUGGCACACGGGGCAUAUGAAGCUCCACACAUCCUGUAUGGCAGAGAAGUCCAACCACCCAAGACACUGGGCACAGACAUCCCGGGUGCAGCGGCAACAGGUGACAAGGCUGCCACCGUUAUGGCACCGGUAACAGUACUGCAAAUGUGUCAUUCAUCCGCUAACAAUGGUUGCUGCGUUGUCAAUAAUCAGACAAUCCUACACUCUUUGAUGUGUUCUGUGUGGUCCGAGCCAUGGUCUGCAACAACACUGUGGAAGGAAGCAUAUGGCUUCUUGUCAGAGCCCAUCAAUCUGAUGCGGAUAGAAGCAGAUAGCUUUGUGUCCGUGAUCAUCAAUUUGAUGCUAAUAGAAACUGCUGCGGAAGGAAGCAUAUGGCUUUGGGUCACAGCCCAUCAAUAUGAUGCAGAUAGAAGCAUAUAG